AUGAAUAAAGCGGAAUCAAAUUAUCAUGGUAUCAAAAGGCUGAAGGAUAUGAACCAACGUCGCCCCUCUGUCUUCCUCUCGCCAACUGCCCUACUCUUCCACCACUCCUCCCCAAAAGAAAGCCUAGAAGAGAUUAAACAUACCAAAGACUUGCCGCCGCCAACCUCGGACCCGGAAACCUCGCCAACGGACAAAUCCAAAGACGAUAAACCAGCAACGCGAUUUGAUACACCAGGAAAAUCGUCACUAGACACACAAUCCAAUGAUUUAUAA
This is a messenger RNA of Sclerotinia sclerotiorum 1980 UF-70, 273 nucleotides long. RefSeq lists its product with no specific name. The record is from RefSeq and is a predicted model, not a curated record. Lineage: Eukaryota; Fungi; Ascomycota; Leotiomycetes; Helotiales; Sclerotiniaceae. The transcript has 2 exons. The coding region runs from base 1 to 273 and encodes 90 amino acids.